This is a messenger RNA of Staurois parvus, 343 nucleotides long. The record is from the annotation of a GenBank genome assembly. Lineage: Eukaryota; Metazoa; Chordata; Amphibia; Anura; Ranidae.
UAAUAUUGAUUUGAUUAAAUUUUUUCCAGUGUAUUCACUUUGUGGGUUGUUAAUUGAUACAUUUAAAAUGUCUAUUGCAUUAAUUCUUCACUUCACAGGUACCAACAAUUUUGAGUGCAGUUCAUUCUGUACUCCUGUGACCAGGGGCGGACUGACCAUUUGGAAACUCGGGCAGUGUCCGAAGCCCGGGGUCAGUAGGGGGCCCCAUAAGAUGCCCCUGGUACCUUUUUCAUAGGCUUUUUUGAGUUUGGGCAAGGACACAGGGGCCCCAUGAUCCCCUAUUGCCCGGGGGCCCCAUGAGUUGUCAGUCGGCCCCUGCCUGUGACCCAUUUUUCAGCUGACA